GAUAUCAGACACAUACAUUUUGCUCAACAUGGCUAUUCCUACUUCAGAGUUUCUCCAACUGAGUACAAGGAAACCUAAAAAUCCAUUUCAUCAUCUUCAUUUGCCAUCACAAAAAGCAUCAAGUCUUUCAAUUAAGAAACUACUUUGGCCAAAUCCAAAAGCUGCUCUCACCCUCACUCGUGCCCCUACCAUAAGUAUCUCACAAACUUUCACAGAAUUGAAAUCACAAGGGAAAGUGGCAUUCAUCCCCUACAUCACUGCCGGCGAUCCAGAUCUCUCGACAACCUCUCAAGCCUUGAAGGUGCUCGAUUCUUGUGGAGCCGAUGUAAUCGAACUAGGCAUACCCUGCUCUGAUCCUUCGCUAGACGGUCCGGUGAUUCGCGCUUCAGCCUCACGUUCCUUGGCAGGAGGAACAAAGUUCAACCACAUCAUCUCAAUGCUAGAGGACGUUGUUCCGCAAUUGUCGUGCCCUAUCACUUUAUUAUCCUACUCUAAACCUAUUAUCAGGCAUGGAAUCGAAAACUUCAUGUUGGCCAUAAGCCAGGCCGGAGUACGGGGGCUUGUGGUUCCCGAUGUCCCUUUUGAAAAGACGCAACGUUUGAGAUUUGAAGCAGCGAAUAACAACGUUGAGUUGGUGCAGCUAACGACACCAACUACCACAACAUCUCAGAUGAAAAACAUUGUCCGAGCGUCGGAGGGUUUCGUGUACCUGGUGAGUGCGUUGGGGGUCACCGGGGCUCGUCCGCGUGUGAACCAACAAGUUCCAAAUCUCUUGAGGGAGAUUAAGGAGGUGACAAACAAGGCAGUGGCAGUUGGGUUCGGGUUGUCAAAGCCUGAGCAUGUGAAGCAGGUGGCGGAGUGGGGAGCAGAUGGUGCUAUUGUUGGUAGUGCCAUAGUUAAGGUACUGGGUGAAGCUAAAUCUCCAUUGCAUGGGUUGAGAGACCUUGAAUCUUUUGCUAAAUCUUUCAAGUCUGCUCUCCCCUGAUGAUCAAAUAUAACAAAAUUACAACUGAAAAUUUGGAUGAUGGAUUCUGAAAUAUACGUAAGUUCCAAUAGUUUCACUAAAACGAAAUAUGUAAAAAAAAGAAAAAUCGAGCAGGGAAUCACGUACCACAAGUUCAAAAGUUUGGUAGACCAAGUUAAUACAUCUUGUGGCCAUGGCUUUUUCUAUCGGAAUAUGUACGUUCAGAAGAAUUUUGAAACGUGGAACUUACAUAUAGUAACUUUCUGGGUUUGGUGUUGGUAUCUCUUAUAAAUACUAAGGAGAUGGGCAUGCUCCUUUGCGAGCCUUAAUGCGCCAUCAAUAGUAUAUUGUAUGAUUUGUAUCGGAUAAGUUACAUUAUCUAAUAAUUAUCUACGCUGCCUAUCUCAAUAAGUCAAUAUUAAACAAGAGUUCUAUUAAA
Messenger RNA from Argentina anserina (silverweed cinquefoil), 1403 nucleotides. RefSeq names its product tryptophan synthase alpha chain-like. Gene Ontology annotation, cellular component: cytosol; chloroplast. The transcript has a single exon. Gene Ontology annotation, biological process: L-tryptophan biosynthetic process. Gene Ontology annotation, molecular function: tryptophan synthase activity. The coding region runs from base 29 to 985 and encodes 318 amino acids. The record is from RefSeq and is a predicted model, not a curated record. NCBI's taxonomy places the organism in Eukaryota, Viridiplantae, Streptophyta, Magnoliopsida, Rosales, Rosaceae.